CUACAAGCUACAAUGAAGGUUUUAGUUCUUGUCUGCUUGCUUUGGUGUUUGAAUGGUUGUUUUGCUGCAAACGUAGUGAUGCUACCGAUGUUUGGGGCGAGUCAUUAUCUUGUUCUUGCUAAGCUUGGCGAGGAGCUCAAUAGAAGAGGUCACAAGGUCACAAUUUUCGUUGGAGAUGGUGUCCAUCGCUWUGCUUCAGAAGAUCAACCCUUCGUCAAAGUCUUCAAAACAGAAGUGGAACAAUUUGGGGAUAGUGGUACUAAAGUAUUUAAUAAAGAUCUAUCCUUCCCAUCAUUACUGCGACAUCUGUUUGGGAAGCAAAAAACAUAUUGUGAUGAUUUUCUAAGUGAUGGAAAAGUACCAAAGGAACUUAAAACCGCAGAUAUUCUUGUUGGGGAAGCUCUUUUCACGUGCACAGCACUCGUUGCUGCAAAGUUUAACAUUCCUCAUGUUACUGUUAUYGGAAGUUCUUUGAAAUUACCACAACUGGGUUUUUAUGGUAUAUCAACAUAUCCGAGCUAUGUUCCACAAAUGUUCUCGGGUUUAACUCCAAAUAUGGGUCUACUGGAUCGAAUAAAGAACUUUGGGUAYCAUCUUGCAAAAUCUCUUUUAUUGCAAUAUGGCGCGCAUGCGUUCUACAAGGAAGUGAAAACAAAACACAACAUCAAACCUGAAGAAAGCAUUUGGGAGACCCUGGGAAGAGUAGAUUUAGUUUUGUUGGGAAAAGACCUCGUGUUGGACGAUGCCAUGCCUUUGCCGCCCUAUGUAAAAGAAGUCGGUAGUUUUAUGCCUGGUCCUGCUAAACCCCUUCAGCCUGAGUUGGAAUCAUUCAUGUCGAGUUCUGGUGACGAUGGUGUGAUUCUUGUAACGUUUGGAUCGGUGGUUGAUACGUUGGACACAAGAGUCAUUGCAACGAUGAACGAAGCAUUUUCUAAGGUGCCUCAGAAGGUUAUUUGGAAAUUGAAUACAGAUCUUGUAAUGAAUAUUCUUCUUCCUUUCUGUUUUCUGUUAUUUAUGGAAAGCUGUUUUGCUGUAAAAGUAGUGAUGCUACCGAUGUUUGGGCCCAGUCACUACCUUGUUACGGCAAAGCUUGGCGAGGAGCUCAACAGAAGAGGCCAUGAGGUCUCGAUAUUUGUAUAUGAAGGAGCUCAUUAUGCCUCUGAAGCAAAGCCACUCGUCAAAGUCUUCAAAAUUAAGAAUCUAAAUGACAUUGUCGAUCAUGUAAAAGGGGUUACUCUUUCUUCAAGUCCAGGCAUUAAAAAACAGCUUACACAAAUACUUACGCUACAGACAGAUUACUGUGACAGCUUUCUAAGUGAUAAAAAGGUAUUGAAUGAGCUCGAAACUGCUGAAAUAAUUGUUGGCGAUGGAAUGUUCAUGUGUUCAACGUUAGCUGCUGCAAAGUUUGACAUUCCUCAUGUUACUGUGGUUCAAAGUAGUCUCGCAACUCCAUUUAUAGAGUUGUUUGGAGUAUCAACAUACCCGAGCUAUAUUCCUCAAAUGAUAUCCGGCUUAUCUGCAAAUAUGGGUUUACUGGGUAGAGUAAARAACUUUGGAUUUUACCUGGGAAGGCUUGCUUUAGCAGAAAUAUAUGCUUGGUACUUUAGUGGAGUGAAGAUAAAACACAACAUCAAACCUGAAGAAAGCAUUUGGAAGACAAUGCGAAGAGCAGAUUUAGUUCUAUUGGAGAGGGACCUUGUGUUAGACUAUUCCUCGCCUUUGCCACCUUAUGUAAAAGAAGUCGGUAGUUUUAUGCCUGGCCCUGCUAAACCUCUUCAGCCUGAAUGGGAAUCGAUCAUGUCGAGUUCUGGUGACGACGGAGUAAUUCUUGUAGCGUUUGGAUCGAUGUUGUAUACGUUGGACAAUAAAAUCGUUGCAACAAUGAACGAAGCGUUUUCAAGACUUCCUCAGAAAGUGAUUUGGAGAAUAAACACAGACACGUUUGAAGGAAAAAUUGCUCCAAACGUCAAAACUGUUCGGUGGCUUCCACAGAACGAUAUUCUUGGUCAUCCAAAAACCAAGCUGUUCAUUGGGCAUGGUGGGGCCAGUGGGGUAGCAGAAACGGCAUACCACGGUGUUCCAAUGAUCAGCUCACCUUUCUUCGGAGAUCAGUUUGAUAAUUCACUCGGUGUGGAGUACAUUGGUCUUGGUGAGAUGCUUAGCGUCAAGACGACAACUGUUGACCAACUUGUUGAGGUGAUAAAGAAAGUACUGACUGAGAAAAGAUAUAAAGAAACAGCUGCGCAUCUCUCAACCGUGCUGAAAAUGCGACCAAGAACACCUGUUGAAGAAGCAGCAGAGCUUGUAGAAUACCUCCAUGCCGUUGGUAACCUGGCUCAUCUCAAGCCAAAGGGCCUGGAACUACCUUUCUAUCAGCUAUACAUGCUAGAUGUAUUGUUGGUUCUAGGAGUAGUAUUUGCUUUGGUCUUGUUUAUUGUUAGAUCUGUUGUGAAACGAGUGAUUAACGUUUGUUGUGGCGCUGCAAAGAAAACCAAAACGUCUUAGAGAAUCUCUACAUAAACACUGCACUUUAAGGAAAGA
Molecule: messenger RNA, 2541 nt
Organism: Exaiptasia diaphana
Lineage: Eukaryota; Metazoa; Cnidaria; Anthozoa; Actiniaria; Aiptasiidae
Product: UDP-glucuronosyltransferase 2B37
Exons: 8
Coding region: 13-2505 (830 amino acids)
Molecular function (GO): UDP-glycosyltransferase activity
Source: RefSeq, a predicted model, not a curated record